AUGAGGCUUGGAACACUGAACGUUGGGGCUAUGGCUGGCAGAGGCCGGGCAGUAGGUGACCUCAUGAAAAAUAGAAAAGUUGAUAUUCUGCGUGUUCAGGAGACAGGUGAGACAGGGUGGUCUGGAAAUGAGGCAAAGGAAUGGGAUGAUGGUUAUAAGGCCCGGAUGGUGAGAGAGAUUGAUUCAGAGAUCACCGAUAUUGAGGAAUGGUGGAAUAGAGCAAAUGAAAUCAUACUAAAAGUCGGAAAGGAAGUGUUAGGGAAAAGCAGUGGAAAGAUCUGGGAGAACAAGGAAACGUGGAGGCUUAAUGAGGAAAUACAACAGAAAACGAAACGCAAGAAAGAAGCAAAGAAAAGGUGGGAAGAGACGCAGUUGGAAGCAGAUAGAAUAGCUUAUUAA
Messenger RNA from Penaeus monodon (black tiger shrimp), 399 nucleotides. RefSeq lists its product as uncharacterized. The transcript has 2 exons. The record is from RefSeq and is a predicted model, not a curated record. Lineage: Eukaryota; Metazoa; Arthropoda; Malacostraca; Decapoda; Penaeidae. Bases 1 to 399 code for a protein of 132 amino acids.